AUGUCGUUUCCUUUGCUCAUACUCCUUUUGGGAGUAAAUUCCAUAGCCCAAGGUAGACUUCUGUCCCAGGCGGAUAGGCCUUGCCACGAGGAUCGGUUCUACAACCUCGGCUCGCAUAUCAUCGAUCACUACUUUGGUGAUCGGCACUACAUUACGGUGAUUAAGACCAAGUUCGACGGGGAGGAGCUGGCGGAAGCGUUCGAGUGCGAAGUGCAUCAUAGGCCGUUUUACAUUGUGACGCAGCAGAGGUUCCAGUACCAGGUCAACCUCGAACGGUACACAACUCCGAACAACAUCUACGAGUACCCAUCGUUCGAGGCGUUCCUGGCCUGGGGCUCGGAAGAAACCCUCCUAACCCGAAUCAUCCCGUACAUCGCGAUCCGGAACCCCCAGGCAAAGGUAAUCCUUCGCUCGUACCUGCUGAGCCGGGACGAAGUAGCGCACCUUUUCUACCAGUCCUGGUACAUGCACAACAUGCUGAACGUCCUGGUGAUCAACUAUCUGGACCGGCAUCGGAUCGAGCUGUGCGUGUUCAAUCCGUACGCGAUGGUUCAUAGUGGGGACGUGAACGUUCGGGCGCAGGACUUGAACUGUACGUUGAUUACGGAUGAGAAUCAGCUUGCUGGGUUUCUUAGGAGAUUGGAUCGAUUUGAACGGAGACGGGUGAGGAAGUUGAACGGGUACAAUCUGACGGUUGCUAUGCACGAAAGUAAGGGGAGCAUGUCGGCGUUUGACUGUAUUCUGGAUAACUUUCACAUUUCUGACGUUGAUAUGGACAUUCUGAAGAUCAUACAGGAGAAGAUGCGAUUCAAUGCGACGUACAUCAACUCGGAGUUGGAGCUCUCGGUUGGGUACGUAAAUCCGAACGGAUCGAUGGCUGGUGUUCUGUUGCUGAUUGAAAGUAACAAAAUUGAUUUGGCUGCAAACUCGAGGAUCAUUCACGAUUACGGCACGAAGAAUCUACUGUACCUGAGGUACAUUACAACGGAGAAGCUGAUGUUUUUGGUUCCACGAAAUUACUUUGAAAAUCGCGAUAAGGAGAUUGUUUUCAUCAAUCCGUUCAGUAUUACUUACUUGAUCGUCAACAUGAUCUUUUCGAUUGUGAUCCCGCUGCUUCUGCUAGCACUGGAAAAGAUACUGAAGUAUGUCCGUCCCGCCAAGCGCAACUACCACUUUGGGGUGUCCGUACUGUGUAUGAUCGGUAUCAUCUACAACGUAUCGGUCAAGCAACCGAAGGCAACCCGCAAGCGGUUCGUCAUCUUUGGUCUGCUGGUGUACAACAUCGUCUCAUAUCCAGUCUGGCAAGCCGUCACCAUCCGGUACCUCAACUCGGACAACCAAAAUCUAAACAACAUCAACACCCUGGAAGAACUGCUCGAAACUGAUCUAGAACUGCGCGUGUCCAAAUACCACCACCACGUGGUCGUCCACGAAGGGUCCGACUUCCAGAAUCCCAGCUAUCGCGAACUGUCUACACGACUCAACACCAAGGGCACCGCCUCGAUCCGAACCGCCAUCGAGCGCAUAAUGACCCAGCGUGACUCGGCCUUCCUAACGUCCGAAACGUACGUCCCGCUAGUUCUGUCCGGCAGCUACAACUGGAUCCCCGGCAGUACCUCGUCCGGGGUGUUCGUCAUAUCCGAACCGAUCUACGAGUUCUACAAGUCGAUGGUGGUGCCAAAGACGUCCCCCUUCGUACGGACCUUCAACGAGAUCGUCAUGCGCUGCAUCGAAACCGGCUUCGUCGAGCGGCAAACCGGCCAGCUGCGGAUGGUCGUGGACGUGCUGAACAUCCGGCAGACCCUGGCAAACGCGCGAAUUUCGGCCGAACGGUUGUUCGAUAUGGGCUCGCUGAAGAUCUUUUUCGUGUUCUAUCUGGUCAUGAUGGCGCUGGCGACGGUGGUUUUCCUGCUGGAGCUGGCUGUGAAUCGUUAUUGCAAGAAGAAGGAGAUGGAACUGGGGGCAGUGGAGAAGAUUGAGCAGAAGAAGGAAGAUGGGGUACUGUUUGAAUUUGUGCUUUAA
Molecule: messenger RNA, 2022 nt
Organism: Culex quinquefasciatus (southern house mosquito)
Lineage: Eukaryota; Metazoa; Arthropoda; Insecta; Diptera; Culicidae
Exons: 2
Coding region: 1-2022 (673 amino acids)
Source: RefSeq, a predicted model, not a curated record